Dromiciops gliroides (monito del monte) is the source of this 1103-nucleotide messenger RNA. It is a transcript of the gene WNT7B, whose product is annotated as Wnt family member 7B. Gene Ontology annotation, biological process: neuron differentiation; multicellular organism development; canonical Wnt signaling pathway. NCBI's taxonomy places the organism in Eukaryota, Metazoa, Chordata, Mammalia, Microbiotheria, Microbiotheriidae. The record is from RefSeq and is a predicted model, not a curated record. The transcript has 4 exons. Gene Ontology annotation, cellular component: extracellular region. Gene Ontology annotation, molecular function: frizzled binding; cytokine activity. The coding region runs from base 49 to 1098 and encodes 349 amino acids.
UCCCUCCCCCGCCCCAGCUGUUUAUGGCUCAGUCUAUCUUCCUGGAUCAUGCACAGAAACUUUCGCAAGUGGAUUUUCUACGUGUUUCUCUGCUUUGGCGUCCUCUACGUGAAGCUGGGAGCGCUGUCAUCUGUGGUGGCUUUGGGAGCCAAUAUCAUCUGCAACAAGAUCCCUGGCCUGGCCCCCCGACAACGAGCCAUCUGUCAGAGCCGCCCCGACGCCAUCAUUGUGAUCGGAGAAGGGGCACAGAUGGGGAUCAACGAGUGCCAGUAUCAGUUCCGCUAUGGCCGGUGGAACUGCUCGGCACUCGGCGAGAAGACUGUCUUUGGGCAAGAGCUACGAGUGGGGAGCCGGGAAGCUGCCUUCACCUACGCCAUCACGGCCGCCGGCGUUGCCCAUGCGGUCACCGCGGCCUGCAGCCAGGGCAACCUGAGCAACUGCGGCUGCGACAGAGAGAAGCAGGGCUACUACAACCAGGAGGAGGGUUGGAAAUGGGGCGGCUGCUCGGCCGACGUCCGCUACGGCAUCGAGUUCUCCAGGCGCUUCGUCGAUGCCCGGGAGAUCAAGAAGAAUGCCAGGAGGCUCAUGAACCUGCAUAACAAUGAGGCCGGAAGAAAGGUCCUCGAGGAAAGGAUGAAACUGGAAUGCAAAUGUCACGGGGUGUCGGGCUCGUGCACCACCAAGACGUGCUGGACCACGCUGCCCAAGUUCCGGGAGGUCGGGCACCUGCUCAAAGAGAAGUACAACGCGGCCGUGCAGGUGGAGGUAGUGCGCGCCAGCCGCCUGCGCCAGCCGACCUUCCUCAAGGUCAAGCAGCUGCGCAGCUACCAGAAGCCCCUGGACACGGACCUGGUCUACAUCGAGAAGUCCCCCAACUACUGCGAGGAGGACGCCUCCACGGGCAGCGUGGGCACCCAGGGCCGCCUGUGCAACCGCACGUCGCCCGGCGCCGACGGCUGUGACACCAUGUGCUGCGGCCGCGGCUACAACACGCACCAGUACACCAAGGUCUGGCAAUGCAACUGCAAGUUCCACUGGUGCUGCUUCGUCAAAUGCAACACGUGCAGCGAGCGGACCGAGGUGUUCACCUGCAAGUAGGCAAG